Molecule: messenger RNA, 974 nt
Organism: Dendrobium catenatum
Lineage: Eukaryota; Viridiplantae; Streptophyta; Magnoliopsida; Asparagales; Orchidaceae
Product: mannose-specific lectin 3-like
Exons: 1
Coding region: 36-803 (255 amino acids)
Source: RefSeq, a predicted model, not a curated record
GCCAACCUACAUUGCAAGCAAAACCCAAAGCCUCCAUGACUCUGCCUACCACUUUUCUCUUCUCCCUCCUCUCUCUCCUCCUCCUCCCCUCCCCCUCCGCCGCUAACGAGGGCAACAUCCUCGCUACCGGCGACAUCCUUCCCACCGACGGCCAGCUCUCCUACAAAGAUGCCGCCUUUGUCAUCCAAGGCGACUGCAAUCUCGUUCUAUACAACAAAGGCAGCGGCUUCCAGUCCAACACCCACGGCUUUGGCACCAAUUGCACCCUCACCCUCUCCGAUCACGGCCAACUCCUCAUCAAAGACGGCCAAGGCUUACAAGUCUGGUCCUCUUCCGGCGGAUCCAAGAAGGGCAAAUACGUCGCCGUCCUCGGCCCCGACGGUAUUCUCAACGUCUUCGGACCCUCGAUCUGGUCCACCCCUCCACUCUCUUCUCCAUCCGCUGCCAUCGACGCCGAGUUGAGCAAUUUACCUUUGGUGAGCAAUGUGUUGUUCUCCUCUCAGAUUCUACGCGAGAACUCGAAGCUGACGAGCAGAGACUACACUUUGGAGAUAACGGAGGACUGUAAUCUGGAGUUUACUAAGGCGUCGGUGGGAGUGGUGUGGCAAAGCGAGACUAAGGGGAAGGGGCGGCAUUGCUUCGUUAGGCUUGACGACCAUGGACGGCUUGCAGUGGUUAAUGACCGUUACAAGGUUGUGUGGUCGAGCAAGCGGGAGGGGGUCGAAGGGGAAUAUGUUCUUGUUGUUCAAAUUAACGGGCAGGCCGUUGUGUAUGGGCCUGUGGUGUGGUCCACUGGUUCUUGAUGUUUUUUGAGGGAUUUUGGAUCGAUUUGUUUUGAGGGUUUCUGGUUUCAAUAAACUGGAGGAGGAAAAAUAAAGUGGUUUGUGAUGAUCUGUAUUUGACCCAAAAGGUCUAACUAGUAUUCCAUUGAAAUCGAAUAAAACUCAGUGUUGAGUAAUAGUUUAUUAUGUAAA